Molecule: messenger RNA, 3474 nt
Organism: Besnoitia besnoiti
Lineage: Eukaryota; Apicomplexa; Conoidasida; Eucoccidiorida; Sarcocystidae
Exons: 7
Coding region: 1-3474 (1157 amino acids)
Cellular component (GO): membrane
Molecular function (GO): transporter activity
Source: RefSeq, a predicted model, not a curated record
AUGGCAGACUCUGAGCAGCCGGGGGAGUCCGAGGCGCAGCUGUCUCUGCGGCUCCUGGGGCCUUUUGCGCGGCCCCUCGAGUCCAGCCGACUGGUGUUUCCCUCCCGCUGGAGUGCAGAGAGCGGCAGCCAAGAUGUCAAAAGGAGAAAGACGCGAGGACGCAUCGUGUCCCCUUCUGUCGCGUCAGAGAGCGAUGAAGAGCCGACGUGUGCUUCCGAUCCUUGUGCAGCCUGUUCAGACACACGCGCUCCCGCUUUGCCAAACGCAGGGACGAUCUCCCACGGUGCCCGCGUCGUGUGCGGCUCUGUAGCUUCUUCUUUUUCCUUUCGAAGGCUCCCGUCGCCUGCUCCAGAUUCGUCAUUGAGCUGUUCAUCAUCUUCGUCUGCUUCUUCCCCUUCCUCUCCUCACUUUGCUUCGCGGUGCGACUGGUGGCUUGACGGCAGUCGGGCUGCGGGAGAGGGUGCAGACGCGGCCGCCGAGUCCCUCGCGAAGCAGCGCUUUGCGUUGUCGUUCUCGCCUCCCAGCGGGUCUCGAGAGAGUCUCGACUGGUGCACCUCCUGUGUGACGCGCCCAUCAUCGUCCUCCGCGUCGUGCUGUCCCCACCCUCCUGCGUCCCCCCUCGCCGGCGCGCCUCUCGCCUUGUCACCGUCUGCGUCGCUUGACUCUCCGCUCUUGUCUCCCGCGUCUCCACGCCAGUCCCCUCCAAGCGCGUCCCCGGCUCUGUGGCGAGAUCCGCUGGUGCUGUUCCUCGUGGUUGGGAACUUCUUCAUUUACGUCGACCGCGGCGUGAUUCCGGGGACUUCGGUGGAGCUCGCGGCCUUCGUGGCCUCGACGACGACGACGGCGAGCCCCGACACGCUUCUUGGUCUGCUGCAGGCGUGCUUUGUCGCAGGCCUCUCGCUCGGCUCGCCCUGCUUCGGUCACGCAGUCCACUUUCUGCCGCCGUUCCUUCUUCUCGCUGCCGGCCUCGGCGUCUGGGCCACGGCGCUUCUCCUCGCCGCGCUCGCGCAGCCCGCGAACUGCUUCGCACUCCUAGUGGGCGGGCGGCUGCUCAGCGGCGUCGGCGAGGCCGCCUUCGUCGCCAUUGCGUUCCCCUUCUUGGCGAGCUACGCCGAGAAGCGGGCGAACGAGGAGGAGCGCCCCCCGGCGGCGCGCCCAGUGGAGCCGCACCCGCCGCCGCGCGAGGCAGCCGAAGCCGAGGCAGGCACGCGCGGAGAAAUCGCGCGCAAAAAGCGACGCAGGAAGGGCAGUGAAGGUCGCGAAGGCGAAGGCGCAUCACUGCUCAAAGGCGCUGUACAGCCGAACGCGCGCGUGGGCACGGGACACUCGACUGCGGCGUCGUCGGCGCCAUCCGCCUCCACAGAGUGCGUGGCGACGGCGCUGAACGCGGACUCGGCGCCCCAAAGCCCCUGCGCACGCGCGCCUCCUCCGCCUCUGCUUCCUGCGGCGUCACGGCUUCAAGGCGCCUCUGCGCCCGCCGUGACUUUGCGUCCCCCGCGCAAGAAGACUUCGCAGGGCGCCGUUCUGGGCGUUUUCCUCUGCAUGCUGCCGCUCGGCGUCGCGUCGGGCAUCGCCUGGAGCGCCUCGUUGACGCGCCUCCUCCCCUCCGGCUGGGCGGCGGCGUACGCCUUUCUCUCCGUCUUCGGUCUUGUGCUGUCGCUGACUGCCUACGCAGUUCACCGCUCGCUGGCGGCGGCGCAGGGCGCGGCGCGGGGCGCGGCCAGGCGCUCGAGUCUGCCGCCGCGACGUCGCCGCGAGCGCGACGGCGAACACGCGAGGCUAGGCGAAGGCGAGACGUUGAGCGGCGCGUCGUCGCGACCGAGUCGAGGUCGACACCGCGGGGGGCCGCCAGACUUGCGAGUGGAGGGACGUGACGCGCACCGCCACGCUUCCGCUUCUGAUCUCGCGCGCCGUGACGCCGAGGCGCGGUCGUGGUUUUACUCGGCGUCUUCCGCGUGCCCUAAUCGUUUUUCGCCUUCAGCGUCCCGCUCGCCGUGUCCUCCGUCUCCUCCCUCGUCGCCCACAGGCGUCGCAUCUCAGGCCCCCGCCGCUUCGCUGUCGGAAGAGACGCGCGUGCUGCUGUCGCGGCCCGCCUUCAUCUGUCUCUCUCUGUCGGGCGCCUCCUAUGCGGCGGUCGUUCAAGGCUUGGCGACCUUCGCGGCGAAUUUCCUCCUCGCGCUCGGCCUCUUCCGCUCCGAGCUGCACGCAGGCCUCACGGCAGGCGUACUGGCGGCCUCUGCUGGACUUACAGGCACCGCUCUGGGCGGCUGGCUGGUGGACUGCUGCAGCGAUGUCGACGAGUCUCUCGCGGCAGAGGACGGUCAGGCGCAAGGCGCCGGUGCCGCGCGAGCGCUAAGAGGCACAAACCGAAGCGGCGGCGAAGAAAGCGAGGAAGGAGGCGUAGCUCCAUCCUCUGGUCCCUCAGGGCGAGCAGAGGAUGGAGGACUGAUGCGCGGAAUUCGCGACGAGCCAGGUAUUCCGCGUCUCAGAGCCGACGGCACGCAAGCUCGAGCUCCUCCUGAGGCGCGCCGCCAUCCUCUGCGGAUCGUCGUGAACCCUCCCGGCGCGGGCGCGGAAGAGGCAGCGCGGCCGGGCGCUGCAGCAGGGGGGGAAGGAGGCAGACUGAGCGACGAGGGAGGCACACCGAGGCAGGAGGCGCCUCUGGCGAUGCGAGGACGCGAAGCUGUGAGCGCCGCCGCGGAGGUCACUUCAUCGUCGGCCUCCUGCUGUCUUUGCGAACUCGGUCGCGAGCGUGGAGGAACGAAAAUAUCGCCGCAAGCGCGGGAGACAGGCCGGCGAGCACCGGCAGCAGAAAUCGCCGACGCGCAUGCCGACUCCCGGGCGGCGUCGGGGGAGACGCGUGGAGACGAAGACGCUGCGAACGCAGAAGAGCGUGCCCCCGAAGCCGCGCGGGCUUUAAAGCUUCGACGCAUCUGCUCGCUGAACCUCGUCUUCAUCUGCAUCGCCUUCGUCCUCCUCGCAGGCAGCAGCGUAGUCAGCAGCCUUUGGAGCUUUCUGCUUCUCCAGCUCUUCGGGCUCACGAGUCUCUACGCCACUCAGGUGGGCGGCAGUCUGGCGCAGAUGCUCUCCGUCCCGCAAGAGAAUCGUUUCUUCGCGAUUGCAGCAUCCAUCCUCGUCGUGCAUACCUGCGGCGACAUUCCGUUCCCAAUCGCCGUCGGCUACGUCAAAGAUUGGCAGGCGCCUGCGUGCGCGCAGAUCUCUCCAGAGGAUGGCGCUAGCGCGUCGUGCAGGGCGGAAGAGUCUGGCGUUAGGCGAACGAUUUUUUUCACGUUUGUUCCUCUCCUUCUCAUGGCCGCGGCGACGACGGCGGCGAAGCUCGUCGCGCAGGGGCCUGGAGACCCGCGCGUCCGCGAGCCAGAGCGGAGAGGAAGACCGACAGACGAAGACUGGGCCCCUUCGAAUGGAGACUCUGAGGAUGCAGGCUGCUACAGAGGACGACUCGUCGAGGUCUAA